Messenger RNA from Xiphophorus maculatus (southern platyfish), 963 nucleotides. It is a transcript of the gene cart4, whose product is annotated as cocaine- and amphetamine-regulated transcript protein-like. The record is from RefSeq and is a predicted model, not a curated record. Lineage: Eukaryota; Metazoa; Chordata; Actinopteri; Cyprinodontiformes; Poeciliidae. The transcript has 4 exons. Gene Ontology annotation, molecular function: neuropeptide hormone activity. Gene Ontology annotation, biological process: G protein-coupled receptor signaling pathway; cellular response to starvation; adult feeding behavior. Bases 113 to 436 code for a protein of 107 amino acids.
UCUUGAAGACAAAACACCGUAUAACCACAGCGGAGCCGCAGACGAAGAAAUCAAACAUUUUUCUCAUCAGAUUUUAAUUAUUUUCCACAUUUAAAGUGUUCUAACUCUGGAGAUGGAGAGCCUGCGAGCGGUCGUCUACCUGUCCAUCUUCCUCUCAGUGAUGUCAUCCGUUUGUCAGGGUGAAAGGUCAACUGAGGGUCAGCUGCCGUCGGCACCGGAUGAGCCGACCUUUGGAUUUGAACUGGCUGAAGCUCUGCAGGGUCUCCUGGACGAAGCUGACAGCAGAGUCGGCCUCUCCGUGGAGAAGAAGGCCAGCGUCAUCCCCAGGUGUGAUGUGGGCGAGCGCUGUGCGAUGAAACACGGACCUCGGAUCGGCCGGCUCUGCGACUGCCUGAGAGGAACGGCCUGCAACACCUUCUUCCUGCGCUGCUACUGAUCGUCACUUUUACCCUGUGAGGAGGUGAAAUCUAAUCGUUAAUCUAUAAUCGGGUCAAACAGAACCAGUCCUCACAGAUAGAAGUACGCGCCGACACUCUCUCCUGUUUGUCUCAAUGUUUUUGUUUUAAAGUUUCUGUCUGUAAUUCAGAUUCAUUUGUUUUUGUUAGUAAAGAUUUUUCACAAAGCUGCGUUAUGGAAAUGAUUUUAUGAUUUUCUUAUGAAAUUUGUCAAACAAACUUUUGUCGUCAGAUAAAUUUUAAAUAUUUCUGUAACACAUAAAUGUGGAUUAUUGUAUUCAUUCUUAAAGCUGUAAACAUUUAGUUCAGGUUGUUUGUCUUUCUGUUUGUUGUCAAUUAUUUUUAAAGUAUCUGAAAUUCAAUGUUUACUUUAAGUAUAUUGUGUGUUUUCUGGUAUAUAAAGUUAUUUGAAACAGAUGUUAUAGAUAUUCUUUAUCUGCCUAUUUGUAUAUUUUUGUCUGUGAAUCUUUAUCUUUUUUGCAAUUAAAUAAAUGGUGGUGUACCACAG